Daucus carota subsp. sativus is the source of this 1307-nucleotide messenger RNA. Its product is annotated as glyoxylate/succinic semialdehyde reductase 2, chloroplastic. Gene Ontology annotation, cellular component: chloroplast. The transcript is spliced from 12 exons. Lineage: Eukaryota; Viridiplantae; Streptophyta; Magnoliopsida; Apiales; Apiaceae. Gene Ontology annotation, molecular function: NAD binding; NADP binding; glyoxylate reductase (NADPH) activity. The record is from RefSeq and is a predicted model, not a curated record. The coding region runs from base 61 to 1149 and encodes 362 amino acids.
UACAUAGGAAUGUGAGCCUUUUACAGAGUGGAGUCUGUAGAUUGGGAAAAAAACAAAGAAAUGGCUAUAAGCUGCCUGAGCUGGUCUUCUAAGAAGCUCUUCAGUUCACCACAAAACACAAGAACUUGUUCUGCUGCUGCCAUCACAAUGUCUUCAAGCUUGUGCCCAUCUCUUCCCACCCACUUUUAUUGCAAACCCAUCUUUUCUAUCCCCAAAUUUCAAUCCUUUUCCUCCCAAAUUUCAGCUUCUGCUACCAAAGAUGAAAAUCCAACACGUCUUGGGUUCCUGGGUCUUGGCAUCAUGGGUUCUCCAAUGGCACAAAACCUCAUAAAAUCAGGAUGCGACGUGGCUGUUUGGAAUAGGACAAAGAGCAAAUGUGAUCCUCUGAUCUCCUUGGGUGCCAAAUAUAUGUCCUCACCGGAAGAAGUGGCUGCAUCUUGUGAUAUCACGUUUGCCAUGCUUGCUGAUCCUGAAAGUGCAGCGGAUGUUGCUUGCGGGAGAAAUGGGGCUGUAAAUGGAAUGAGUCCAGGAAAAGGAUACGUUGACGUCUCGACAGUUGAUGUUACUACUUCUAAGUUGAUUUGUGGAAAAAUCAAAGCCACGGGGGCCUUAUUUUUGGAGGCACCUGUUUCAGGGUCGAAAAAGCCAGCAGAGGAUGGGCAGUUGAUAUUCUUAACUGCAGGUGACAAAUCUUUAUACGACACAGUUUCUCCAUAUCUGGACAUUAUGGGAAAGUCACGAUUUUAUCUUGGGGAAGUUGGAAAUGGAGCUGCAAUGAAACUUGUUGUCAAUAUGAUCAUGGGAAGUAUGAUGGCAUCUUUUUCUGAAGGAUUGCUUCUCAGUGAGAAAGUAGGGCUAGACCCGAAGGUGCUGGUGGAGGUAGUCUCACAGGGUGCAAUCAGUGCCCCAAUGUUCUCCAUGAAAGGUCCCUCUAUGGUCCAAUCUAAGUAUCCCACGGCAUUUCCAUUAAAGCAUCAGCAGAAGGAUUUAAGACUUGCUCUCGGUUUAGCUGAGUCUGUCUCACAACCCAUCCCUAUUGCAGCAGCUACAAAUGAACUUUACAAGGUAGCAAAAUCAUAUGGCCUAAGUGACCAUGAUUUCUCUGCCGUGAUAGAAGCCCUAAAGGCGAAAUUGCACCCUCAAACAUAAGAACAUAAACCGCCUUAAUUAUAAGUUCACAUUCAUAUACAGACGCUUUUCAGUCGAUUCAGAUUUCAUUUGACAGAUUUGUGUAUCUGCAAUAAUUGUAUUUUUUGACAGUCUUCUAUAAUAGUUAGAAAUGACUCUGAGUCAUUGUUAUUGCAGUA